UGGGCGCCGGCGGAGAGGAGGGAGAUCCGAGCGUCAGCUGCGGCGCCGGACUGCUCGGCUGAGGAGCGAGCGUAACCAUGGAGGACCUGGGGGAGAACACCACAGUCCUGUCCACCCUGAGAUCUCUGAAUAACUUCAUUUCUCAGCGAGUGGAGGGAGGAUCAGGCCUGGAUGUGUCCACCACUGCCUCAGGGUCCCUACAGCUGCAGUAUGAGCAGAACAUGCAGCUGGAGGAACGAGCAGAGCAGAUCCGUUCGAAGUCCUACCUCAUCCAAGUGGAGCGGGAGAAGAUGCAGAUGGAGCUGAGCCACAAGAGGGCUCGGGUGGAGCUGGAGCGAGUUGCCAACACCAGUGCCAGGAACUAUGAGCGUGAGGUUGAUCGUAACCAGGAGCUCCUGGCACGCAUUCGACAACUCCAGGAGUGUAAGGCUGCAGCGGAAGAGAAGAUGCAGGAGCAGCUGGAGCGUCACAGGCUGUGCAAGCAGAGCCUGGAUGCUGCCAGCCAGCAGCUUCGGGAACGGGAGGAUGGCCUGGCUGCGGCCAAGGAGACGAUCAGUUCCUUGAAGGGCCGUGUCUCUGAGCUGCAGUUGAGUGCCAUGGACCAGAAGAUGCGAGUGGAGAUUCUGGAGUCUGAGAAGCAGGAACUGAAGGAGCAGCUGGACCUGCAGCAGAGGAAAUGGCAGGAGGCAAAUCAGAAGAUUCAGGAACUGCAGUCCAGUCAAGAAGAGAGAGCUGACCAUGAGCAGAAGAUUAAGGACCUGGAGCAGAAGCUGUGCCUACAAGAGCAGGAUGCAGCUGUGGUGAAGAGCAUGAAGUCUGAGCUGCUGAGGCUUCCUAGGAUGGAGCGCGAGCUGAAGAGGCUGCGUGAGGAGAACACUCAUCUGAGGGAGAUGAGGGAGACCAACGGACUACUCACAGAGGAGCUGGAAGGUCUGCAGAGGAAGCUGGGCCGUCAGGAGAAGAUGCAGGAAGCUCUGGUUGACCUGGAGUUGGAGAAGGAGAAACUGCUUGCAAAGCUGCAGAGCUGGGAGAAACUGGACCAGACCAUGGGCUUGAAUCUCAGGACUCCGGAGGACCUUUCCAGGUUCGUGGUUGAGCUGCAGCAGCGAGAACUCGCCCUGAAGGAGAAGAAUAACACCAUCACCUGCAGUGCCCGGGGUCUGGAGAAGGCCCAGCAGCAGCUCCAGGAUGAGGUCCGGCAGCUCAGUGCACAGCUGCUGGAGGAGAGGAAGAAGAGGGAGACACACGAGGCACUGGCCCGAAGGCUCCAGAAGCGCAAUGUGCUGCUGACCAAGGAGCGAGACGGCAUGCGUGCCAUCCUGGGAUCCUACGACAGUGAGAUGACCCAGGCCGAGUUCUCAGCCCAGCUGACACAGCGCAUGUGGGAGGCCGAGGACAUGGUUCAGAAGGUGCAUGCCCACAGCUCGGAGAUGGAGGCUCAGCUGUCUCAGGCCCUGGAGGAGCUUGGGGUUCAGAAGCAGAGAGCCGACACUCUGGAGAUGGAGUUGAAGAUGCUGAGGACCCAGACAAGCUCAGCUGAGGCCAGCUUCCCGUUCUGCAAGGAGGAGGUAGAUACACAGAGAGAUGGUAUCUCCUUUAGGAACAUCUCAGACAAUCCCCGCCUGCCAGGUGACUACAAUCAGAGUCGAACCAAAGUGCUCCACAUGAGCCUGAACCCAGCCAGCAUGGCCAGGCAGCGCCAGCGUGAGGACCAUGACCGCUUGCAGGGGGAAUGUGAGCGGCUGCGGGGACUCGUGCACGCUCUGGAGAGAGGGGGGCCCAUCCCUGCAGAUCUGGAGGCUGCCUCCAGCUUGCCCUCAUCCAGGGAGGUGGCAGAGCUGCGCAAGCAAGUGGAAAGUGCCGAGCUGAAGAACCAACGGCUCAAGGAGGUUUUCCAGACCAAGAUCCAGGAGUUCCGCAAGGUGUGCUACACACUGACUGGCUACCAGAUCGACGUGACCACCGAGAGCCAAUACCGCCUCACCUCCCAGUACGCCGAGCACCAGUCCGACUGCCUCAUCUUCAAGGCCACAGGACCCUCGGGCUCCAAGAUGCAGCUUCUGGAGACGGAGUUCUCCCGCUCAGUGCCUGAGCUCAUCCAGCUGCACUUGCUGCAGCAGGACAGCAUCCCUGCCUUCCUCAGCGCGCUCACCAUUGAGCUGUUCAGCCGCCAGACCUCCAUCUAGCCUCUGCCCUCCGGCAUCCUCACUCUACAGCCGCCGGACCUCAGCCUAGCCUACACCCCACAUUGUCCCCAGACCCUUUGCCACCCGUAGCUGCGUCAUGCCACAAACACUAGCCACAGCCUCUGCUCAAGCAGCCACCCUGUCCCUUGUCCCUAGCCAGCAGGAGCAGCUGCUGGGGAUGGCCAAGGCAGAUCACACUCUCCUCUCUUACCCCAAGCACUGGGCCUCUCCUCCCAUCUCCCCAUUCUACGGCCCCUCCAUGCCCUGUCCCAAGGUGUCCCCACACAAGCUUCCAGUCCCAUGUGUUGGUUGCUUGGGCCACUCUGGUGGCUAGGCUGUGGCCUGAGUCCACAGUCUCAAUGAAAUAAAGUUUUAUCUUUAUUAUUCUC
This is a messenger RNA of Onychomys torridus (southern grasshopper mouse), 2575 nucleotides long. It is a transcript of the gene Mad1l1, whose product is annotated as mitotic arrest deficient 1 like 1. Gene Ontology annotation, biological process: attachment of mitotic spindle microtubules to kinetochore; mitotic spindle assembly checkpoint signaling. Gene Ontology annotation, cellular component: kinetochore; mitotic spindle; nuclear envelope. The record is from RefSeq and is a predicted model, not a curated record. NCBI's taxonomy places the organism in Eukaryota, Metazoa, Chordata, Mammalia, Rodentia, Cricetidae. The coding region runs from base 78 to 2186 and encodes 702 amino acids. The transcript has 17 exons.